Molecule: messenger RNA, 1230 nt
Organism: Nothoprocta perdicaria
Lineage: Eukaryota; Metazoa; Chordata; Aves; Tinamiformes; Tinamidae
Gene: FOXF1
Product: forkhead box F1
Exons: 2
Coding region: 1-1230 (409 amino acids)
Biological process (GO): animal organ morphogenesis; regulation of transcription by RNA polymerase II
Cellular component (GO): nucleus
Molecular function (GO): DNA-binding transcription factor activity, RNA polymerase II-specific; RNA polymerase II cis-regulatory region sequence-specific DNA binding
Source: RefSeq, a predicted model, not a curated record
AUGACUGCAGAAGCGCAGCAAGCUCUGUCCUCUCAGCCCCCUCCGCCGCCGGCGCAGAGCAGCUACGGCCCCAUGUCCUCUGUGGCCGAGAAGCAGCCGCAGGGCUCGGCCCUGGACGCCGCCUCCGCGGCGCCCGCCGGGGCGGCCGGCAGCGCCCCGGGCAGCGGCGGCGCCCCGGGCGGCGGCGGUGGCGGCGGCCCCAAGGCGAAGAAAACGAACGCGGGGAUCCGGCGGCCGGAGAAGCCGCCUUACUCCUACAUCGCCCUCAUCGUCAUGGCCAUCCAGAGCUCGCCCUCGAAGCGCCUCACGCUCAGCGAGAUCUACCAGUUYUUGCAGAGUCGCUUCCCCUUUUUCCGCGGCUCCUACCAGGGAUGGAAAAACUCGGUGCGCCACAACCUCUCUCUCAACGAGUGCUUCAUCAAGCUGCCCAAGGGGCUCGGCCGCCCGGGCAAGGGCCACUACUGGACCAUCGACCCGGCCAGCGAGUUCAUGUUCGAGGAGGGCUCGUUCCGCCGGCGCCCGCGCGGCUUCAGGAGGAAAUGCCAGGCGCUCAAGCCCAUGUACAGCAUGAUGAACGGGCUCAGCUUCAACCACCUCCCCGAGAGCUACAGCUUCCAGGGCUCGGCCGGCGGCCUGUCCUGCCCGCCCAACAGCCUCUCCCUCGAGGGCGGCUUGGGCAUGAUGAACGGGCACUUGUCCGGCAACGUGGACGGCAUGGGCCUUGCGGGACACUCCGUGCCCCACCUGCCCGCCAACGGCGGCCACUCCUAUAUGGGCAGCUGCACCGGCUCCUCGGCGGGCGACUACCCGCACCACGAGAGCUCCGUGCCCGCCUCGCCGCUGCUCGCGGGCGGCGGCGUCAUGGAGCCGCACUCCGUUUACUCCAGCUCGGCCUCGGCGUGGGCGCCCUCGGCCUCGGCCGCCCUCAACAGCGGCGCCUCCUACAUCAAGCAGCAGCCCCUGUCGCCUUGCAACCCCACGGCCAACCCGCUCUCGUCCAGCCUCUCCACGCACUCCCUAGACCAGCCUUACCUGCACCAGAACAGCCACAACGCCGCCGAGCUGCAAGGCAUCCCGCGGUAUCAUUCCCAGUCUCCAAGCAUGUGCGACAGAAAGGAAUUCGUCUUCUCUUUCAACGCCAUGGCCUCCUCCUCCAUGCAUUCAGCGGGCAGCGGCUCCUAUUACCACCAACAAGUGACAUACCAGGACAUCAAGCCGUGCGUUAUGUGA